CUCACUCAAAGGUGUUGUAGUACUCUCAACAACAUAAUAACAUAUUUGUCAUUUUCUCCCUUGCUUUUUUAACUUGAGACUUGCAAAGAAGCAAUGGAGAUGCAGGAGACAUCAAGAAAUGAACAUAAAGGAAAUAUUACUAGUGAUAAUACUCUUGAUUGGAGAGGAAGGCCCUCAAACCCUAAGCUGCAUGGUGGAAUGAAAGCUGCUUCAUUUGUCCUAGGAGUCCAAGCUUUUGAAAUAAUGGGAAUAGCAGCAGUUGGAAACAAUCUGAUAACAUAUGUCCUAAAUGAGAUGCACUAUUCAUUGUCAAGAUCAGCAAAUAUUGUCACCAACUUUAUAGGAACUCUCUUCAUCCUUGCACUACUUGGUGGCUUCCUUUCUGAUUCUUACCUUGGCUGCUUUUGGACCAUGCUUAUCUUUGGCUUUCUUGAACUUUCUGGUUUCAUUCUGUUGUCUGUCCAAGCUCAUCUGCCUCAACUAAAGCCGCCGCGAUGCAACAUGUUGGUCGAUGGAGAUAACUGUGUAGAAGCCAGAGGACUCAAGGCCUUCAUAUUUUUCGUCGCGCUUUACUUGGUCGCACUAGGAAGUGGAUGUAUGAAACCUAAUAUGAUAUCUCAUGGUGCUGAUCAAUUCAACAAAGAUGACACCAAGCAGUCCAAGAAGCUCUCCACAUACUUCAAUGCUGCCUACUUCGCCUUUUCUCUCGGGGAACUUGUAGCCCUGACACUCCUGGUCUGGCUCCAGACUCACUCUGGAAUGGACGUGGGAUUCGGAGUUUCAGCUGCUGCCAUGGGACUAGGACUCAUCAGCUUGGUCUGUGGCACCCUUUUUUACAAGAACAGGCCUCCUCAGGGAAGCGUUUUGACUCCCAUCGCGCAGGUUUUUGUAGCUGCAUAUUACAAAAGAAACAAAGUGUGUCCAUCUAAUCCACAGUUGCUUCAUGGAGGUGGUAGCGGGGUGCCAAACACCAACACAAUCAUGUCUUCUGAUGUCGGCCAUUCUCAAUGCACCACAAGAUUCAGAUUCCUGGACAAAGCUUGCAUUAAAAUGGAAGAAGGAAGCAACAUAAGCACUGAAAGUCCAUGGAAACUCUGCACCAUAAACCAAGUUGAACAAGUGAAAACCCUAAUCACAGUGAUUCCAAUAUUUGCAUGCACCAUAAUAUUUAACACAACUUUAGCACAACUCCAAACAUUCUCAGUUCAACAAGGAAGUUCCAUGAACUCUAAACUUACCACAUCCUUCCACAUUCCUCCUGCUUCACUUCAAGCCAUCCCCUACAUCAUCCUAAUCUUUUUAGUCCCUAUCUACGAUACUUUCUUCGUACCUCUUGCAAGGAAAAUUACAGGUCAUGAGUCCGGUAUCAGCCCUUUGAAGCGAAUAGGCCUUGGACUAUUCGUGGCAACUUUCUCAAUGGUAGCCGCCGCAGUCAUGGAACACAAGAGAAGAGUUGCAGCUGUAAAGUACAAUGAAAUAAUCUCAAUCUUUUGGAUCACACCUCAAUAUCUAAUCUUUGGGCUGUCAGAAAUGUUCACAGCUAUCGGACUGAUCGAGUUCUUCUACAAACAGAAGAUUAAAGGGAUGCAGUCCUUUUUAACAGCCAUGACCUACUGUUCAUAUUCAUUCGGUUUCUAUUUAAGCUCAGUACUUGUUUCUUUAGUAAACAAGAUCACAUCUACUUCCUCAAAUCACGGUUGGCUUGCUGAGAAUGAUCUGAAUAACGACAGGUUGGAUCUUUUCUACUGGUUGUUAGCAGGACUGAGCUUCAUCAACUUCUUAAACUACCUUUUCUGGGCAAAAUGGUACUCGGACAGUCCAUCUGCAUCGGAUACUAUAUCACAUUACUCUGAUUGCAAUACUGCAAAAGUUGCUGGAGACAAUACGACAGUCUGACUGACAUCAUAAUCUGUUUGAAUGUGUUUUAAAUCCUUGUGGUGAAGGUCUCAGAGGAAAGAAAAUAACACAGAUGUAAAUAGAAUAUAUCAUGAACAAAUGUGAUACCGAUGCAAGUUAAAUAAGCUUCUGCAUAUUAUAGUAUCCUAUCGGGCGAUUAGCCCAUACUAUUUGCUGUUUGAUAACAUUUGAAUAUGUAAACGAGAACAGUGUUCUUGAUA
Daucus carota subsp. sativus is the source of this 2117-nucleotide messenger RNA. RefSeq names its product protein NRT1/ PTR FAMILY 4.3. Gene Ontology annotation, cellular component: membrane. Gene Ontology annotation, biological process: transmembrane transport. NCBI's taxonomy places the organism in Eukaryota, Viridiplantae, Streptophyta, Magnoliopsida, Apiales, Apiaceae. The coding region runs from base 94 to 1896 and encodes 600 amino acids. The transcript is spliced from 5 exons. Gene Ontology annotation, molecular function: transmembrane transporter activity. The record is from RefSeq and is a predicted model, not a curated record.